Molecule: messenger RNA, 1467 nt
Organism: Trypanosoma cruzi
Lineage: Eukaryota; Euglenozoa; Kinetoplastea; Trypanosomatida; Trypanosomatidae
Product: sterol C-24 reductase, putative
Exons: 1
Coding region: 1-1467 (488 amino acids)
Biological process (GO): ergosterol biosynthetic process
Cellular component (GO): endoplasmic reticulum membrane
Molecular function (GO): Delta24(24-1) sterol reductase activity
Source: RefSeq, a predicted model, not a curated record
AUGAACACUGGAACUCGUCGGACAUCGUCACGCCGGCGCUCAGGCACUCCAAAACGCGACACUGAGACGGCUAGGGAAAAAAUAUCUCCCGAGGAGUCGUACAAUCUUGUGGUAGAAAGGAAAUUUACUCCAGAAAAGGACAAGUGGGAUGGUCAAUAUGAAUUCUGUGGUCCCUGGGGCGCCCUUGGCAUUAUGUUACUGUCGCAUGUGCUGAUAUUUUACUUUUUCGUAUGCAUAGAGAAAUUUCAAGGUACAAUGAUAUACCCAGGUCAUCCACUACUGCAAGGGGAGAACAUGUUGAACGUGUUUUGGGAGUAUCUGAGUGUACAUGCGACACCGACAUGGGAGACGUUUGGCGUCUUUACAGGUUUUUUUCUUCUUGAAUACAUAUUGGCUGCACUGCUUCCCGGUGUGUAUGUCAAAGGACUUCCCAUUCCAAGUGAAAAUGAUUACCGCUAUGUCUACAGGUGCAAUGCCGUUCAUGCAUGGUAUUGUGUCAUUCUGUUUGUGGGGGCAUUACAUUUUACUGAAUUGUUUCCUCUCUGGAAGUUGCGUGAGGAAUAUGGCCGUUAUUUGUCCACUGCUACUAUAUGGGCUGAUGCCAUAUCGAUUUGGGUGUAUAUUUCUGGUCUUCGAAAACAAAUUCGCAUGUCUCAUAAUGUUUUUUAUGACUUUUUUAUGGGAUCAGGUCUCAACUUUCGUCUCCCCGGUAAUGUGGACGUGAAGUUGUUUGCAGAAUGCCGGAAUUCAUGGGUGUUGUUGAUGAUUAUUACUCUAAGCAAUGCCGCUGCGAUGUAUCGAGAGAUUGGCUACGUUACAGGCAACAUGUGUUUUCUUGUUUUUGCACAGCUCUUGUAUGUGAAUGCGAUUCAGAAGGGUGAGGAAUGUAUUAUCACUACUUGGGACAUUUUUUACGAAAAAUUUGGAUGGAUGCUAGCUUACUGGAACACGUGUGGGGUGCCAUUUUUGUAUUCCAUACAGGCAUUAUAUAUUCAGACAAUUCUUAAGGAUUAUUCCUAUAAACCAUGGCAAUUGGCGCUUAUGGUUUCGACUCUCAUUCCAGCGUACUAUAUCUGGGAUAACGCCAAUUCACAGAAGAAUCGUUUCCGCAUGAUGCGUCACGGCGUCCCUAAGUACAUCAUCCAACGUAGGGCAUUUCCGCAGCUGCCCUGGGGACAUAUUGAAAACCCCCGUACCCUGAAAAGUGAACGCGGUGAACUUUUUGUGGACGGAUGGUAUCGCUACGGCCGUAAACUUCAUUACACGGCUGAUCUGGUUAUGGCAUUUUUGUGGGGUGCGUCAUGCGGAUUUGACUCUUUCAUCCCAUUCUUCUACUUUUUCUUCUUUAUCAGUCACCUUUUGGACCGCGAGCGCCGUGAUGACCACCGCUGCCGUAGGAAGUAUGGUGAGCUGUGGGAACGGUACCUGAAGUUGGUUCCGUAUAAACUGAUCCCGGGAAUAUAUUAA